Molecule: messenger RNA, 2472 nt
Organism: Sturnus vulgaris (Common starling)
Lineage: Eukaryota; Metazoa; Chordata; Aves; Passeriformes; Sturnidae
Source: RefSeq, a predicted model, not a curated record
AUGUUUUUGUCUCUCACCAGGUCAGACAGUGAUGUGACCCCUGCUGUCAUGAAUGCUCUCUCGCAGUCAUACUCUGUUCCUUUGGCAGAAGGAAUAUGCCAGACCAUAUCAGACAUGAAUGCAGAUCAUGUGAUGGUCACUCAGGAAACUUUAACAGAGCAGUUAGUGAAAAACUAUCCAGGCAUUGCAGUGCCCUCCCACAACAUAUUAUAUAAUAUCCUUGGCACUCUAAUUAAGGAAAGAAAAAUCUAUCAUACAGGAGAAGGAUAUUUCAUUGUGACUCCCAGCACAUACUUUAUCACAAAUGGUGCCAUGGAAGGCAGCAGAAGGAUUGUGUUGGAGGACAGUUGCUGCUGUUCAUCACCUUCCAUCACCUACCUGGUAAACAUCACGCCUUGUGCAGACCUAGUGAAAGAAAACAUUCCUACAAUAUCCCAUUACAGGUCCUGCCAUUGUUUCCCUGACCAAAAUAUGCUCUGUGGGCAAAGACAUGGGCAGGUAAUGAGCCAUGAAUCUAAUGUAGAGGGAAGGAGAGGCUGCAGUGAAUUGAAGCCCUCAAUCCGAGCUCAAGGCAUCUCCACAUCUGCUGAGAACCGCUCCUGGGACACCAUCAAAUCCCUGACAUCUGUGAAAGCAAAACUGAAAAGCAAAAUGUUUGGCCUUGGCCUUUUCUGGAGAAGUGGUUCUAAAAAAGAAAAACACAAAAAGGAGUACUGCACUUUUUCAGCCCAGUUUCCUCCCCAGGAGUGGCCAGUCAGAGAUGAAGAUGACUUAGACAAUAUUCCACGUGAUAUCGAACAUGAAAUCAUCAAGCGUAUUAACCCUACUCUUACAGUUGAUAAUUUGAUUAAACACACGAUAUUAAUGCAGAAGUUUGAGGAGCAGAAAAAAUGUACCAAUAAAGAGAAAAAACACAUCAGUAAUGGUACCUCGGCUGAAGUGCCAACAGUCAGGCAAAACCAUCUUUCAAAAGAUUGUGUGCAAAAGGCACCAAGUAAAACAGCAAAACGCACCAGGAAAACCAAAUCAAAGAAAGAAAAGCAGAUUAACAGGAGCAGCAGGAAAUCCCAAAAUGUCAAACCAGAAGAGAACUUUCCACUGCCCAGCAAAAACCAAGAGGCAGCUGAUGCAGCAGUGGAAUGCCAUGGGAUCUAUAAGAAGCAGAUUAAGAAUCCUUUCCAGGGUCUGCCAUGGAGACCUCGCAGCUUUCAUGCAAGAGGGUACCAAGGUGCUGUUAACAGCCAGCUGAAGGGCCGGGCUCCAAAGCAGGGAAGGGCUUCCCAAAGGCCACAGUCCUUGGCCUCCUCAGGACCCUUUGGCUGUGGAACUGAACAGCUGGAUGUGGAAAGUGAGGCUGACAAAGCUAAGCAAAACAACCUACUCCAUGCUAAUAGGUCUGGCCUUCAGUUAAAGAAAGGCGGUUUAAGGGAAAAUGGGAGUUAUGCACAAGGCAGUAAUCUGCAAAGAGAUAACAGAAGUAAAUACUUUCUGGAGAGUAAUAUUUCUGAAGAAAAUGUCUAUAAAAGAACAGUAAAAAAACAGUCCCUUUGCUCCUACACUGAAGAUAAAGGUGAGUGCAAAGAAGAUGCAAAAUUUCCAUUCUCCCUGAAAGAUGAGCGUUGCAGAUGCAAAGGUGAUGCUGUGUGUGAGCUGAUAGAUGGAACAGCCAGGGAAUUUCAAAAUAUCCAUCUUUCAAAUGACACAGCCAGUGUUAAUCUGGCCCAAAAGAAUGGUGUGAAAUACAGACCAAAGACUGAUAAAAAGAGUGAACUUAUAUUUAACUAUGACUGUGCCAGCCAAACUGGAUCAAUGGAACUGGAAAGUGAAGGAUUCACUGAUCUUCUGUAUCGAAAGGGACGUGAUGGUGACACCUGUAACUUGUCACAUCUGGAUGAGAAUUCUGAACACCUGUCCCCUGGCCUUUCCUUUUCAGACACACGAGACUGCAGCAGAGCUGUGUCCCUAAAAGCCUGUGAGGUCAGUACUUGCCCUGCCCAGCACGACGCGACUUUAAAUAAACACGACUCCGGAGAGCACGGAUAUAAGGGAAGUGCCAGCCUCGGUGGCUCAAAGGAGCAUCCAAAAGCAGACUGCACAGAAGAAAGCUGGUUGUGCAGCCAGGUUCUUCUGCAAGGUCACAGGAAGGAUGAGGAAAGCGGCCUCACUGAAUGUGGGAAGGGCUCAGCUGUGGCAGAUCCCCGCCGCGCCGCCGAGGCUGACUCCGAUGCCGGCGCUUGGCAGAAUUCCGCCCGCGAGGUGGGAGAAGGAACAGCACGCUGCGCUUUGGGCUCAGGGAUCAAAGGAGUCAGAAACACUCUAGGAAAAAAAGAGUGGCUCUUAAAGAAUACCUGUCCUGUGACCCCAGAACAGAAACACUCAGAAGGGACAGAAAACCACAGCAUUACAGGAGACAGUGGAAUUGACUCCCCAAGGUGGACUGAAAAGAAGAUGAAGCUUCCUGCCAAAUUCUAA